Messenger RNA from Camelina sativa (false flax), 1143 nucleotides. The record is from RefSeq and is a predicted model, not a curated record. Lineage: Eukaryota; Viridiplantae; Streptophyta; Magnoliopsida; Brassicales; Brassicaceae.
GAUGCGAGCAGUCCCAAAGACAAUGAUAGAUCAGUGGACGAUUUUCUCUUGAUCUUACUUCGUGCUCUUGAUAAGCUACCUGUGAAUCUCAAUGCUCUCCAGACUUGUAACAUUGGAAAGUCGGUUAAUCAUUUGCGGUCACAUAAGAAUUCAGAAAUUGGGAAAAAGGCAAGGAGCUUGGUUGAUACAUGGAAGAAACGUGUUGAGGCAGAAAUGGAUGCAAAGUCUGGAUCCAAUCAGGGUGCAUCUUGGCCUGGAAGACCUCGUCAUUCUGAAGCCUCUCAUGGAGGUAGACAUUCAGGUGUAUCCGCUGAUGCAACCAAGACUUCAUCAUCACAUUUUCAUCCGUCUAAGUCUGUGUCCGUCAAAAUACCGUCAGAGAACAGCAUGAAGUCUGCAACUACAUCUCCAAGUUCAACUAGAUCAGCCCCAUCACCUGGAACAGGUGUAGCUGUUGUUAAUGACGGGCAGCAAAGAAAUACUGGGCUGAGCAGGAGUUUCUCAUCACAAAGAACUGCACCUGAAAAAACUUGUGAAGUACCGAUGGCCGAAGGUUGCAGUAACAAGUUGAUCGUGAAGCUGCCUAAACGUGGCCGUAGUCCAGCACAGAGUGUUAGUGGAGGUUCCUUUGAGGAUCCUGCAGUGGGUAAUAGCAGAGCUCCGUCACCUGUUCCUUCAGAGAAGUAUGAUCAGUUUGACCGAAACAUGAAAGAAAUGAAUGAUACAUAUCGAGCUAAUUUUAGCCCUGAUACUAAUACCGAGUCUUCGCAGAACAAUGAUCUUAAAAAUCUAUCAACAGUUUCAGAUGAGAUUGCUGGUUCCCCUUCUGUUAAUGCUGGUGAUGAGCAUGGAAAGGCUGUUAAUGAUUCUGGUAAAGUAGCAGGAACUGCCAAACCCACUUCUCCCACGUUGGGAGAUGACGCUAAAACUGGGAAAAGGCAUUGUGGAUCACAUAGCUCAAUGAAUGCGUUGAUUGAAAGUUGUGUCAGGGACUCCGAGACAAAUGCAUGUAUGGCUGGUGCGGAUGAUGUUGGAAUGAAUCUUCUAGCUACUGUAGCUACUGAUGAAAUGUCCAAAUCCCCUGUCGCAUCACCCUCGGUAUCCAGGGUUUCAGAUUCCAAGAUGAAUGAUAGCUCCAUUGCA